GUCGGAUUUGUCUGGUCAACAAUCAUUUGAGCAAACAGGAUUGCGGUCGAUUGGGACSUCGGUCAACAGURUUUUUCUUCAGCAGCGCAGUCGGCUUYGCGAGCAGCAACGCAACUCGUGGUGAUCACAUCCCGCUCCUCUUUAAGCCAUGCCAAGGACGCGAUCUGGAUUGCUCGAUUGGUUCGAUCUUGCCGGAGCAGAAAAUUCGGACGGCGAGAAUGCGGUGCAGCAGGGGGUCAAUCCCGUUCCUCUUCGACGGCGACCACCAGCGGCAGUGUUCGCCACUUUAGAUACACUCGUGCCUGACGAACAUUUGCCCCAAACAAUUCCUCAUGCUGCGAAUAAAACAGAUCACGACCGCAAARUUUUGUGUCGGCCCGUCGAACCAUCGUUUGCAGCCAGGGAUCGUGGCGAUGAUGACGACAUACUUGAAAUUCUCGAAACCCGUCGGGGGAACAACCCCCUGCUGGAUUUUCCUCACCGUCGAGAAGACUGCCUGAAAUUCGCCUUUGCGGAAAAUCCGUGCCGGUUUUGCCCAAAAUGCUUUUGCUACAUCUGCGACGUUCCUGCUUCGGCGUGUCCCGAAUGGACCCGUGGCAAAGAACCCCACUGCUCGGCUCGGCACGGAGACCACCAUUCGCGCUUGAAGCGAAAAUCUAUUCAGAUUCGCAGGAACACGCUUCGGCCGAGAAGACAGCCGGCCUUGUUCUGCCUUGAACGUAGCAAUCUUCCCUCGCUGGCAGAGGGAACAGGAGCCAGUGGAGCACCGCAUAGCUCCGUGCGGCAGGGGGAUGGUGCUUCGCGCCGGAAGCGAAAAUCCACAAAGGUGCGCAAAAAUACGAUUCGGUCAAGAAGACAGCGGGCACGGCUCCGUCUUGGCCAUAGCAAYCCUCCGUCGGUGGCAGAGGGAACAGAARCCAGUGGAGAAACAGCCGCUCGUUCGCCCUUGUUAUCCCAAACACUAAAGUUGCCAUCUAAGAAAGAAAUUCCUCGCACUAGCAAAAACGAGCGUUCGAACUGCAAACAGAUUCCCCUGAUGAAUGUGCCAAGAACGGCAUUGCGACCAAAACGACGACGACAAGCGCCGAUUCGCCUUGUCCAUUCCYAUCCCAUCUCUGUCGCACAAGCAGAGGCACUAAAAGCCAGUGGAGAAACAGUGCCGAGCUUGCCUGUAGUUUCCCCCACAGAACGGCCGCCCUUGCGUACCGACGACAAAAGAACCAACAAGGCAAUAGGAGCCAUGAGAGAAUCAGUGGUAUCCCACAUGCAACAGUUACCCUUGCUUGUCAGGAAUAAAAGAAGUAGCGAGGAAACACCUCGCCCUGCUCCGGACCAUGUUCUUAUUUUGUCUACGAGAAAAUGUUCGUCAAAUAGGGGGCCAGAAUCGUCAUCCUCUUCCAACAAAGCGGAAUCAUCCAUUGCACACAAUGCUGCAUCGAAAGUAGACACGUUUGCUUCUUCGAGGAAUUUGAGCGAAAAGGAACCCAACAGCUUGAAACAAAUCAAGUGGACCGUGGAGGAACAUCGCACAAUCAUUGAAGGGUUCAUACGUYGUGGUAAUCGGUGGGCAGAAACUUCAAAGAUGCUAAAUGGUCGCUCGAGCGUCACGAUCGAGCGUUAUUGGAACGGAUAUAUGAAGAAAAAAAUCCAAAAGUACCUCCAAGAAAAAUAUGCGARCUYCGGCAAAGGUAAACUUGGCAUUGGGAUGACGGGCCGAUUUGUGAUCAGAAAAGACGAUGUUGAAGGAUGCCUUCACGCUUUACAAAAACCAGGACCGAAGACUGAAAGCGUCAAAACUCAUCAGACGGUGAUUCCGCGGAAUCUGAGAGAAAUAACGCCUUCCACUUUAAAUAUGAAGCAUUCCAAUAGAAUAAUCCUAGUCAGAUAUCCUCCGCAAAGAGGUAGACCAGAAAGGUGGCGUGCUUGCASCAAUACUUUGGAAAAAGAAGUAUUUCGAGCGUCACGAGCUUUGAUAAAACCCAAAAGGAGACGAAUGCCAUUGACCUUCGCAAAUACAUCCAGAGGGGGGGGAACGAGUACGAAAUUUCCUCAACUAAACGCAAACGAUAGAGCGAAGACCAACGAAGAUGAGGUGCCUGAUCCGAACAGGAGACUGGUCUUCUCGAGUUACAAUAGAAAUCGAAAGUCAGUUAGCCUCCCUCGAUCGAGUACAACGGAAAGACAGAAACCCAACGAAAGUGGAUCAAACGUAUUUCACCAUACGAGAUCAUCCUCUAUUUCUGUUUAUCAGACGACAGACGAGGACACCUUUGSCACCCUCGGCGCCUAUUGGCGUGGAGAACCAACCAAAUAUGCAGGUGUGCCAUAUCAAACUAGGACAAGAACCACAUCRAAAGAAAUCCGAAUUGAUUCUUUCGAAUGAAUCACUUGCGGAAAGGUCAGUAWGCUAGAGUCGACGGUGAAAUGCCGUCAACACAUGUAGUUGAYAAUAGAAAUUCAGUGUUGGUUCYGAAUGGAAAUGAAAUGAACGAUUCCAGCUGAAGUCACAACGAUCAAACUUGGAGAAGAAGAAGGUCGUAUAUUCGGAACUACGACGCUAGAGCGAACAGUAAUCUACCUUAUUGUUACCUUCUACAAUUAUGAACAUUUUUCACCCUGCUCAAUUUUGAUAUCUCGAUGAGGAAGUGAUAGAAUCGUCGUGUGCAGAAACUCGUGGUCGAAUAAAUGACCUACCGAAAAAUCAUAAAGAAGAUUUUUUUGCAGCAGUGUUUGAYCGGGUGGAAUUGAACAAAAAAUACUGAAUAGUGUCACGUAGCUUUCAAAUACGAGAUGAUAUGGCAGAAACUGCUGCAGACGGGGUGGCGUUAAUAGCUACUGCCAAUCAGGAGUGUGUGAUCAAUGAUYAUAUCAUARAUCCAUUUGCUCGUUUCUUUGUCYCUUUCUUUAUGCAUUAUUCUAUGUUCGCUUUCGUUUUUGUUCAAAGGAGUCUCCCCCACUAYUUAAUAGAACCUCACUGUCAUUGCUGGAGAAUGAGUUCAACUCAACCCUUUGACGGAAAGUAUCCAUUUGUGGAUGUAAUAAWUGGUUUCGAUAUGAUGCAGUAGAAUCAAGAUGGGAUAGAAGGAYACGGCGAUUGUAUAGAGCAUAUUGCUCUUGUUGUUUUUGUUGUGAAUAAAAAUCAAGUGUCWGUGAUUGGGGCGGUUGAGUCGACAUCAUCAACAYGUKGGAUAAAGAUGACGAGCUGCUAGCGUCAUUUGAACGUUYAAGACUGGAUAAAGKUUGAUUGAGGCUAUCGGGGGCUUUUGUUGUCAUAAUUCCCCGAGGCACUUCCGGGAUCUUGAGCGAUCCUGAGAGUGCUGUUGGUACCUCGGGGAUCCUAAGUGUGGUCGAGAGGGGCUUGUGAAGAUUCGCAUCCUUGACAGGAUCCGGGGGGCUGGGUGACCGGYUCAUGGUGGAAUUUUGUAAUCCAAUGAGUAAAUUAGAUGAUAUUGYUCUCCUCGCAUCGGCAGAGCAUGCUGCACCCCUUCCCGCAAUAAUACUCGCUGGUGGCGGUUGGGCCCCGUCCWUAAAAUUUGAAUUUUUUGCCAAAAUCUUUGAACAAGAAGUGACUGCACCCCUUCCCAUAACACAUGCCAUAGAUCUAUCAGCAGUGUUGCUAUUAUUCGCAGCUAUAGCAAGAGCAUCCAGAUUGCUCGUAUCCAGUUUGCUUCUUUUCGGGUCGCUCAUGUCCGUCCGUGCCAUCCUAGUGCUCAUAGAGGCAGGUACUGUUGGUAUUACAAUUUUAUUCAGUGGGACUGAUGGAAUAGUAAUGCCGUAUGGAGUUUUGGUCGCUUGUGUCAUUCGUCCCGUGCCCAUCUUUUCCUCAUUAGAGGAAAGGAUGGACCUUGGCGUGGAUUUCAGAGCUGUAGCAGUCAACCUCUCGCGAUUAUCYCCCUCACCACUGUUGACAAUAAUUUGGUUUGCAGGAG
Molecule: messenger RNA, 3929 nt
Organism: Pseudo-nitzschia multistriata
Lineage: Eukaryota; Bacillariophyta; Bacillariophyceae; Bacillariales; Bacillariaceae
Source: the annotation of a GenBank genome assembly